Molecule: messenger RNA, 3403 nt
Organism: Neoarius graeffei (lesser salmon catfish)
Lineage: Eukaryota; Metazoa; Chordata; Actinopteri; Siluriformes; Ariidae
Product: NACHT, LRR and PYD domains-containing protein 12-like
Exons: 13
Coding region: 84-3323 (1079 amino acids)
Molecular function (GO): protein binding
Source: RefSeq, a predicted model, not a curated record
AAUUCAUUCAGUCCAAGAGAUCAGUGUCUUCAGGAAUCAGCAGUGAGUCCAUGAUCUGUGUGUCCAUACACUAAUAUUAAAAAAUGGAGAGCUGUGAUCUGGACACAGAUAAUGUGACCCCACCCUCAGAAAAGCGUAAACUCCAGAUGAAGAGAUCAGACUCACCAGAACCCAGCUGUGUCUCCAUGAAGAGUGAUGAUUCUAUGGAUCCUCCUUUGUACUUUAACAGUGGAAAGCCCUCAUCUGUCCACAGUAAACUCCAGAUGAAGAGAUCAGACUCACCAGAACCCAGCUGUGUCUCCACGAAGAGUGAUCGGUCUAUGGAUCAUCCUCAUGGGAACUUUAAAAAUGGAGACUCCUCAUCUGUCCACAGUGUUUUACAGAAGGCAGGAGACAGAAGACAAAAUAUCUUCAUCACAGAUACAGGACACGCCCCAGAAUCUGCUGCUGGAAAUGAAGUCCAGGAAAAGUUCAAAUUAAAUCUGAUGAAGAAGUUUCAGUGUUUAAAUGAAGUGAUUAUAAAGCAGGAAAAUCGACUGCUCCUGAAUGAGAUCUACACGGAGCUCUACAUCACAGAGGGAGACUGUGGAGAUGUCAAUAAAGAACAUGAGGUGAGACAGAUCGAGGCAGCGUCCAGGAGAAAAACAACAGAGGAAAUGCCAAUCAAGUGCAAUGACAUCUUUAAGCCCUUAUCUAAAAAACACAAACCCAUCAGAACUGUAGUGACAAAGGGAGUGGCUGGUAUCGGAAAAACAGUCUCUGUGCAGAAGUUCAUUGUGGACUGGACUGAAGAGAAAGCAAAUCAAGACAUCCACCUCAUAUUUCCACUUCCUUUCAGAGAGCUGAAUCUGAUGAAAGACCAAAAACUGAGUCUGAUGGAGCUCCUUCAUGUCUAUUUUAAGGAAACCAAAGAAACAGAAAUGUCCGGGUUGGGAAAGGUUCUGUUCAUUUUUGAUGGAUUGGACGAGUGUCGUUUCCCUCUGGAUUUCCAGAACACGGUGAGAGUGUGUGAUGUAACUGAAUCAGCAUCAGUGCAUGUGCUGCUGAUAAACCUGAUCAAAGGGAAUCUGCUUCCCUCUGCUCUCAUCUGGAUCACCUCCCGACCAGCAGCAGCUGAUCAAAUCCCCUCUGAGUUUGUCCACCGAGUCACAGAGGUACGAGGGUUCAAUGACCCUCAGAAGGAGGAGUACUUCAGGAAGAGGGUCAGUGAUCAGAGCCUGGCUGAGAACAUCAUCACACACCUGAAGUCAUUAAGAAGUCUCUACAUCAUGUGUCACAUCCCAGUCUUCUGCUGGAUUUCAGCCGCUGUUCUAGAGAGAAUGUUGGGUGAAGCAGAGAGUGGUGAGAUCCCCAAGACUCUGACUCAAAUGUACACACACUUCAUCAUUCAGACAAACAUAAUCAGAGGAAAGUACUCAAAGAAGCAGGAGAGUGAUGAUGAAAUGCUUCUCAAACUGGGAAAACUGGCUUUUGAGCAGCUGGAGAAAGGUAACCUGAUCUUCUAUGAGGAAGACCUGAGAGAGUGUGGCAUUGAUGUGACAGAAGCAGCAGUGUACUCCGGUGUGUGUACACAGAUCUUCAGAGAGGAGGUUGGGCUUCACCAGAGUAAAGUGUACUGCUUUGUUCAUCUGAGUGUUCAGGAGCAUCUCGCAGCUUUGUAUGUUCAUCUGACCUUCAUGAAGGAAAAGAGAAAUGUUCUUGAUCAGAGUCAGUCCAGUAAUUUGUAUUUUUGGUCCUUUAAGACAAUUUCAGAUGUACACAGGAGUGCUGUAGAUCAGACCUUAAAAAGUCAGACUGGACAUCUGGAUCUGUUCCUCCGCUUUCUUCUGGGUCUCUCACUGAAGUCCAAUCAGAAACUCUUAUGUGCCUUAGUAACACAGACAGGAAGUAGCUCCCAGACAGGAAAGAGGAAAACAGUUCAGUACAUAAAGGAGAAGAUCAGUGAAAAUCUUCCUGCAGAAAAAUCCAUCAAUCUGUUCCACUGUCUGAAUGAACUGGGUGAUGAUUCUCUAGUGGAGGAAAUCCAACGCUACCUGAAAUCUGGAAAACAAAGUAAAUUCUCUCCUUCACAGUGGUCUGCUCUGGUGUUUGUGUUACUGACUUCAGCACAGGAGCUGGAGGAGUUUGACCUGAGUAAAUAUACCAGUACAGAGAAGAUAUCAGAUGAGGUUCUUGUGAAGGUGAUGCCUGUGAUUGCAGCAUCCAGAAAAGCAAUGAUCAGUUGUGAUACGAUUGAAGGGAGAAGCGCUGAAGCUCUGGUCUCAGUGCUCAACUCAGAAACCUCCAGUCUGAGAGAACUGCAUCUGACUGUGAAGACACUGGAUCUGUCUGGGAAUAAACUAGAAGACUCAGGAGUGAAGCGUCUCUGUGCUCUACUGGAGAAUCCUCACUGUAAAGUGGAGACACUGAAGUUGUGUGAUUGUAGUGUCUCAGAUGAAGGCUGUGCUGCUCUGAGUUCAGCUCUGAGAUCAAACCCCUCACACCUGAGACAACUGGAUCUGACUGAUAAUAAUCUGGGAGACUCAGGAGUGAAGUGUGUCUGUGCUCUACUGGAGAAUCCUCACUGUAAAGUGGAGACACUGAGGUUGUGGUAUUGUGGUGUCUCAGAUGAAGGCUGUGCUGCUCUGAGUUCAGCUCUAAGAUCAAACCCCUCACACCUGAGAGAACUGAAUCUGAAUAAUAAUAAUCUGGGAGACUCAGGAGUGAAGCGUCUCUGUGCUGUACUGGAGAAUCGUCACUGUAAACUGGAAACACUGAGGUUGUGGGGUUGUGGUGUCUCAGAUGAAGGCUGUGCUGCUCUGAGUUCAGCUCUGAGAUCAAACCCCUCACACCUGAGAGAACUGGAUCUGUCCUUUAAUAAUAAUCUGGGAGACUCAGGAGUGAAGCGUCUCUGUGCUGGACUGGAGAAUCGUCACUGUAAACUGGAGAGACUGAGGUUGUGGGGUUGUGGUGUCUCAGAUGAAGGCUGUGCUGCUCUGAGUUCAGCUCUGAGAUCAAACCCCUCACACCUGAGAGACCUGGAUCUGAAUAAUAAUAAUCUGAGAGACUCAGGAGUGAAGCGCCUCUGUGCUGUACUGGAGAAUCCUCACUGUAAACUGGAGACACUGGGGUUGUGGGGUUGUGGUGUCUCAGAUGAAGGCUGUGCUGCUCUCGCUUCAGCUCUGAGAUCAAAUCCCUCACACCUGAGAGUACUGAAUCUGUCUGGGAAUAAAAUAGGAGACUCAGGAGAGAAGCUGCUCUCUGCUCUUAAAGAUGAUAAACAUUACAAACUACAGACACUCUGUGAGAGGGAGCAGAUAAAAGGGGAGAGGAGCAGAGAGUGAGGAUCUCUUCCCCUGGCUGAAAUCACGCCUGUGCUUUGGGACAGUGAAAACCCGUCAAGUCCACUGAAAAGCGUGUUUUG